Molecule: messenger RNA, 606 nt
Organism: Quercus lobata
Lineage: Eukaryota; Viridiplantae; Streptophyta; Magnoliopsida; Fagales; Fagaceae
Exons: 1
Coding region: 1-606 (201 amino acids)
Source: RefSeq, a predicted model, not a curated record
AUGAGACGCAUCGAGGAAUACAAACGAUUAGAAGAUGACCGGCUGCAGAGCAAAGGCAAAGUGCUGAUGAUAACUCAUCCCCGACAGGCAGGUUUCCCGUUCAGGCCUCGUGGGGGUCUGGCGAUUCAAGAACAGGCCGCACAAAUGGAAGAAGUGAACGUGACAUUUAAGGAACCGAUACACAGGAUUCUUGAUCGGAUCAAACACAAGCCGUAUUUUCGAUGGCUGAACAAGAUGGGAGGGGACCCAUCCAGAAUGAAUCAGAUUCUGUACUGCACUUAUCACCGAGACAAGGGUCACACCACCGAACAGUGCCGGGUAUUAAAAGACCACCUCGGGCAGCUAGUCAAGACCGAGCACUUAAAGGAUUUCGUGCUAGACUCGGGGGACAGAGUUGUAGGGCAAGAUACUCGGCAAAGGGGAAACCCUCUCCCACCCCCUGUGGGGGUAAUUGAAGUAAUCCAUGUUGCGCUGGAGAAGCUCAUUGUAGGAAAGAGGAAAGGAGUGUUGACAGUGGUACCGGUAGAAGGUAACCCAGGUCUACAGUCGCUAGGUAAGAAGAUGAAGUUUGUACGGGAGCGGCAUCGUUUGACGAUGACGAUUUAG